Xenopus laevis (African clawed frog) is the source of this 2544-nucleotide messenger RNA. It is a transcript of the gene mettl17.L, whose product is annotated as methyltransferase like 17 L homeolog. Gene Ontology annotation, biological process: translation; ribosomal small subunit biogenesis. The record is from RefSeq and is marked provisional. Gene Ontology annotation, molecular function: small molecule binding; methyltransferase activity; structural constituent of ribosome. NCBI's taxonomy places the organism in Eukaryota, Metazoa, Chordata, Amphibia, Anura, Pipidae. Gene Ontology annotation, cellular component: mitochondrial small ribosomal subunit; intracellular organelle lumen; mitochondrial matrix.
UGGCUGCUAUGUCAGCGGAACGUGACGCAUAUUUUCCGCGCAGGGAUUGGUUGAAGCUUUGCAAUCCCAUUGGCUUGUCUAGGAGAGAGAAUUCGAGCAUGAUAGGCACCAAUACAAGUGAAAGACAGCACAGUCGGUAAUUGACGCUUCGUAUCUGCUGCAGAAACAUGCUGUCAUCAAAGAUAUGCCACCGCCAGCUUCGGGCUCUGACUUCAUUGGCAACCACUGUAUCACAGAUUGAUAACACAUCUGAUUUCCUGGCUCAUGUUCCUUACCGUAAACACCCUGGAAUCUUAAACAUGAAAGUUGUUCGAUUGCCAAAGGAAGUUCAGGAUGCAGCAAAGGUUCUGAUACAAGGUAGCACCAUUAGAGAUCUACAAGGGCACAUUAACUCCCUAAACAAUUAUCUUUGGAGUCGUAAACGCCCAGCUGAGGACAAGGACUUGAGAGUCCGGGCUGAAGAACUGGAGAGGAAGUUUUGUGCCUCUGUGGGUGGUGAUGCAGAGACUGAGAGUUUUCAGCAGCAAGAGAAGUUAAAGAAUCGUGUGCUAAACACUCUGCGCAAGAAUACAUAUCAUUGGCAGCCACUGAGCUACACUGAAGAACUGGGUCUGGUUUAUUUUGCCGCUCGUUUUGAUGGAGGAUAUGCAGCAGUAACCCGAGCUUUUAAAGAGAUAUUUCAGCGUUGCCCAGAAUUCAAGCCUCAAACAUUGCUGGAUUUUGGCUCUGGUACUGGUUCAGUUACAUGGGCAGCAAGCAAUCUCUGGGGUAAAAGUCUGGCUGAAUACAUGUGUGUAGAUAAUGCUGCACCCAUGAAUAAACUCAGUGAACUGGUACUAAAAGGUGGCUCAGAUUAUGGUGAGAUGCAUAUCUCUGGAGUUUACUUCAGACAGUUUUUGCCACUUUCACCUAAGGUGCAGUAUGAUCUCGUAGUCUCUGCCUUCUCACUAAAUGAUCUUCCAAGUCUGUCCGAACGGGAGAAAAUCAUUCAUGCUUUGUGGAGGAAAACAGGAGGCUUUCUGGUGUUGGUGGAGAAUGGUACAAAGGAGGGGCAUCAACUUCUGAUGGAAGCUCGGGACAUAGUUUUACAGAAAGAAGACAAAGAGAUUUGGGACCACCGUCCUCCCCAUGUAUUUGCCCCAUGUCCACAUCAGAUGCCAUGUCCUAAACUGUCUGAAAGGCUGCAUGUGCCCUGUAACUUUAACCAGAAGUACCAAACAUUGCCUUUGAGCUGGAACCCUCAUGAGCGCUGGGAGAAAUUUUCCUUCUUAAUCAUUUCCCGCGGCUCUGUGGGAGGAGGCGAUGGUCACUGGCCACGUGUGAUUAGCCAUGUAUUAAGCAGGCCACGACACGUGCACUGUCACAUGUGUUGUGCUGAUGGAGAGCUAAAGCAUGAAGUUAUUACAGCACGGCGGCAUAGCAGGGAUCUAUAUCGAUGUGCUAGAAACACUGAGUGGGGAGACCGCCUGCCUAUUCUUAACUCCACCGCAGAAUCCAAAAUUGAAGAGCACGAAAAUGAAGAUAUAAGCCCUGCUUGAUGAUUUAUCCAGCUCAGCAUCAAUUCAGCACUCACACCCUGUGCUCACGUAGUGAAGUUCAGGAAGUGAUCACCAAGUUAAAUUGCAUGAAAGGACCAAGGACAUGUCCUUAAGUGGACCCUAAGUUUUUCAUGGAUGUUUCACAUGAAACUGGUUGUUAAAUUGUUUAAACCACUCUCCAGGUUAAUGAUUUAUAACUGUGGACUAUUUAAGAGACUGUAUCAAUGAAUGUCUGUGCUGAAUGACAGAUGGCAAUUGUUAAGCAAUGCUGUGUAGUGAUGGGCGAAUAAAUUCGCCUGGCGCAAAUUCAAGGUGAUUUUCCGUGUGGUGCUGCUGCAUAAAUAAAUUGCGAAACUCCAGAGGAAAUUCACUGGGCGAAGAUUUUGGACACGCACCCGAAAAGUCGACCACCUCAAAACCGCCGCACAUCAACACUAUUCGGAUGCCCACUGACGCAAAGAGCGAUUUUCGAGUCCACUUAUUUUUCGGCUGUUUUGCAAAUUUCGCUGGAAAUUCACAAAAUUUUUCAGGCAAAGCAAAAUGGGAGAGAUUCGUCCAUCACUAAUGCUGUGUACUCUGUAGAGUACUGAUAAAGUCUGCUUUCUAAAAAGGGUUCCUGAAAAUAGACUUCACUUUUUGCCUAAAAAAUGUUCUGCUUAUCAGUCUGGAAAAUCCCAACGCUGCCUCAUUACCUCAUGACCUCUGCUGCUGAUACUCAAUUACUGUACACUGUCUAUAGCUACAGAACAGUCUUAUAGUGAUAAAGACAGACUGCAAACUUCAUAAGAAUACUGUAUGUCCUCAUCCUAUAGCUACAAAUUCUUGACAAUGAAGGGGUACCAAACCUUCUUCACUCUAUAAAUACCACCUCUGCAUACAAUAAGGUUAAUAUUGAUUGUUGUUGAUGUUUUGUCAUGAGUGGCAAUUAGUGUUCCUAUCAGCUUGUUCUUGUUGCUCUUUACUUCAGAGCUGGGUUUGUGAGGGGUGAACUCUAACAAAAAAAAAA